UGGUCUACACAAUAAUAAUUUUAUUUGUGACAUGUGAAGUAUACACACUGACACACAUGUUUGUGUGUAUUUACACUUCAUGUGGGAAGCUUUCUAUAAAUAACACACAGUCGUCUUGUGAGAGCAGAUCCAUUCAGUCUUGAUAUUUUCUUUCAUUACAACUCCAGCUAAUCACAAUUGUUGUCCACCUUUGUUUAUUAUUAUCGGUGUAGGGUUUUUUGUGACUAUUUAGGUACUUAGUCCUGUGAAAAUGUCAUAUAUUGUAGAACAUGCAACUUUUUGGUGCUCAGUGCAUUGUGAUGUUUGGUUUUAGAAAUUUUUUAUUCAAGUGCUGCUGGCGACGAGGCGAAAUGCACACAGCCAGUGCAGAAGGACAGUACCGGAGCACUAAUGGCUCAACCACUGGUAGAGAUAAAGUCGCCAUUUUGGAUGCAGGAUCUCAAUAUGGAAAGGUGAUAGAUAGACGCGUGCGCGAGUUAUGCGUCGAGUCUGACAUAUUGCCUUUAGACACGCCGGCGUACCACCUGAAAGAGGCCGGCUAUCGGGCCAUCAUCAUAUCCGGUGGGCCCAACUCGGUGUACGCGGAGGACGCGCCUCGAUACGACGCUGACAUAUUUAAGAUAGGACUUCCGGUGUUAGGUAUAUGCUACGGCAUGCAGAUGCUGAAUAAAGAAUUUGGCGGCUCAGUUCUGCGCAAAGAGGCUCGGGAGGACGGACAGUACGAAGUCGAAGUCGAGACAACGUGCCCUCUCUUCAAUCGUUUGGAGAAACUGCAGCCUGUACUGCUGACGCACGGCGACAGUGUACAGAAGGUGGGUGAGAGGUUCCGCGUUGGAGCGCAAUCCUCGAACCACCUCAUUGCGGCGAUAUACAACGAGCAGAUGCGUCUCUACGGCGUACAGUUCCAUCCAGAGGUCGACUUAACGCCUAAAGGGAAGCAGAUGCUUUCGAACUUCCUGUUCGACAUCGCCGGUCUCUCUCGCACGUUUACGCUGCGCUGCAGGCGGGAGGCGUGCAUACAAUACAUACGGGAGACUGUUGGAGAUAACAAAGUGCUCGUUUUGGUGAGUGGAGGCGUAGACUCUACAGUGUGCGCGGCGCUUAUAAGAACCGCCCUUCGUGAGGAUCAAGUCAUAGCCCUACACAUCGAUAAUGGAUUCAUGCGUAAGAACGAGAGCAGUAAGGUGGAGAGAUGCCUCAGGGAUCUCGGAGUACGCCUACACGUAGUGAACGCGGCUCAUCAGUUCCGGCAAGGCAGCACAGUGGUACGCGAAGCGGGCGGCCGUACUCGCCAUACGCCUCUGUUAUGCCACACCACUUCCCCUGAAGACAAGCGUAAAAUUAUAGGCGACGUAUUCAUCCGCGUCGCAGAGCAGGCGGUGCAACACUUGCAGCUGCAGGAGGACCAAGUUCUACUCGGCCAGGGCACUUUAAGACCGGACUUGAUCGAAUCAGCGUCUUCAAUGUGCAGCAACAACGCGGCGACUAUCAAGACUCACCACAAUGACACCGAAUUGGUCCGGCUGCUGCGUCAGCGGGGCCGCGUGGUCGAGCCGCUCAAGGACUUCCACAAGGACGAGGUGCGCGCGUUAGGUACGGAGCUAGGGCUCCCGACGGCGGUGGUGGAGCGCCAGCCUUUCCCCGGGCCGGGGCUCGCCGUCCGGGUGCUGUGCCAGGACGAGCCCUACGCAGAGCGGGACUUCGCCGAGACACAGGUGAUAGUGAAGAUAAUGGUGGAAUACGCGUCCAUGUGCGUCAAAUCGCACGCGCUACUGGGGCGGGUCGUGAACGCGACCACGCUGGCCGAGCAGAACGAGCUCAAGCGGAUCUCGUCCAAGUCGCAGGUGGCCGCCACGCUGCUGCCCAUCCGGACCGUCGGCGUGCAGGGUGACGGAAGGACGUACAGUUAUGCAGUCGCGUUGUCAACGGAACGUUAUCCACCGGACUGGUCGGAUAUGCUCUACCUCGCUAAACUCAUACCCCGCGUAUGCCACAAUGUCAACAGGGUGUGCUAUGCUUUCGGCGGCAUCAUCAAAGAGCAAGUGACAGACAUCACGCCGACGUUCCUGUCACAGCAUGUCAUCUCAACCAUACGUCAAGCUGACGACAUAGCUACACAGGUGUUGAUAUCGAGCGGUUACGCGGGCCGCAUCGCCCAGAUGCCUGUCGUCCUCAUCCCGAUCCACUUCGACCGCGACGCCGCCGUCCGAGCCGCGUCCUGCCAGCGCUCGCUGGUGCUGCGCCCCUUCCUCAGCGCCGACUUCAUGACCGGCGUCGCCGCGCUGCCGGGCUGCGACGCGAUGCCGCAGGACGUGGUAGACAGAAUGCGCAAGGAGCUGAUGAGCGUGCCGGGCAUAUCUCGCGUGCUGUACGACCUGACGGCCAAGCCGCCCGCCACCACCGAGUGGGAAUGAUAUACCUACUGUCCUACCUUUUUUUACUGAACGAACGCACCUACGGCAGUGGUCCUCCCAGUCCUCAUUGUUUGCACCCUAAAAAUCUCUUAGCCCUAGAAUCGUAACGCUAAACUAUUGUAAGGCUUGGCCUACACUGGCGCAGAAAAAACAUAGAGUUAUAAGAAUAGACUAGGGGAUAUAUAGACUCUACUACAAGUGGAAGUGUCCCUCUAAUAGAAAGAGAACGAAGAUGAGAGACCGCUAGCUUUCUCUCUCUAGUCGCACAUGCGCAUUGGCAACAGUAAGCAUCUUACUAUUUCGAUGCGAUGAUUUUUCUACUGGACGGACACUUUGAGAGCCGCCUUCUCCACACUAUUCUUAUACCUCUAUGAGAAGAAACGACGCGACGUGACAUGUUUUUCGCUUUGGGAAUAAUUUAACAGUGGGAAAAUGCGAGAUGAAUUUGCUACAGGCGAAACUUCUGUAUGGGCCUAUUGACUAACUUUUUUGACUGACUGUUUGAAACUGAAGUGAAAAUUGCAUAUUCAUCGAUCCUUUUCGGGACGAGUAGGAGUCUAAGAGGCGUUAUGAAAAGUAGUGGAUCAGUAAAAAGCUCGGUAAUCACUUCCGCCUGUCGAAAACUGUUAGCGAAUAGGUCUACUGGUAUGAAGCAUCCUUUAUGUGGGAAUACUUAAAUAGUGGGAAAAUAGACAUGAAUUGCUACUAUCGAAAAGCAUGACGCGUCGCGACUCGCGGCAGUGUGAGUUAAGCCUAUGGGCAUGUCAAUUCCAACCGUUUGACUUCCCGCCUUUAUGUAUUAUACUUUGUACAUAUUGUCCUGCAGAGGCUUACUAAAUGUUGUACGUGCUAAGUAUUGGGAAAGUAUAAUUAGGUAAUAAAGUGCCUAAUUAUCUGUUGCACUCGUGCAAGAACUACGCUAUCUCCUUGUGCCCCCUUUCCAAUUGAAAUGACAAUUUGCGAAAUUUUGCAAAGGGCUGCCUUAGAUGUAAGUGUUUUUUGCAGACUCAAUUAAUUGAUCAUGAGCCAAUUUAAUUCUAAAACUUGUGUAAUGUUUAAUUUUUCAACCCUUAAUAAAUUUUGUUAUUAAAAUGUUUUUAAUAAAUAAUGAAGAGAAUAUGGUUAUUUCUGUUGCGCCCUGUAAAUCUUUUAUCAAAUUUUAAUAUAUAUUUAAAUAAAUAUUAGUGCAACAUUUGGACCACUGCUUGACGUAAAUAUGAAGAAUUUAGUUUUGUAAAUACAUUUUCUGUAACACAGGAUACAUUGGUGUUGAAUGUUAUUGUUAGCUCCACUGAUCGGUUUUGUAACAUGUAUGUAGUAAUUUAUUGUCAAAGGCUGUGUAAAAUUUUAUAAAAGCCCACAAUUAUUCUGCGCGACGAGAUUACUAUAAAGAAUCUUGUUAAAUCGAGAACACUGUUUUAUGGAAUGGUUCAGUGUUAUUGACUGGAAGUUUCGUAAUAAAAAUUAUAUUAUGCUUUAUUUUCAUAUUGUAUUUUAUUUACAGUCCAUAAAGAUUUCGACCAACAGAUAUGUCUAGAUAUUCUAUUAAAACAAUAUAUUUUGUUGUUUACUCUUUCUCUCCCUGCAAAUUGUAAUUGUUUUAACAUUUAUUUAAAAAUAAUGAUGCAAUCAUUAGCAAUAAAAUGCAAAAGUUAUAAUAAUAUUAAAAUAUGGUUAUAUAUUAAAAAUAAUUUAAUUCUUUAACAUUGAUAUAAUCAGACAUUCCUCUUUAAUUAGCUAUACAAAGGUGUCGAUUCUGACAUGAUUCUCUAAAUUUAUUAACAGUCUCUCCUUCUCAUUCUACGUAGAGAAUGAUAAGGAUACUCUACGGUUGUCAAAUUUAAAUUUAGAUUUAGAUAAUUAUGCCAGAAUCAACACCAUAGUAAGCAUUUUAUUAUACACUGUCAGCUGUCUGGUACCAACAGAUUAAUGUUUUUCCCAGCAUUGACAGUUCCACCAAGGAACGUUUGCUCGUCACCUCUAAUUGACAACCCACCUGAUUGGGACAUUCCAUUCUUUUCCCUUAACAUGGGCGCUUUUUUCCAACGAGAUUUACAUUUACUACAGGAAUGAACAGGCAUCAAAUGCAGAGAAACUGUUCUAUUGUCACAAUCAGCACAUUUGAAAAAUCUUUUAUGUGUAUCAAAAUAUUUCAAUGGGUGCCUUUCAUCUUUGCAUCUUUGUGCUGCAGAAAAUGCUGUGUACUUGCAUUUAAUGCAUCUCACAGCUUUACAUGGCAACUUGGAAGUGUUUAACAUUUUCUCUUCCAUAGCUUCCUUUUUCUCUAAUUUUCUAAAAUAUUUCUCUUGUUCUUUAACAUCAUGCUGUUUAAUCAAAUUCUGAUGAGCAGUAGUAACUUCCAUAGUCUUCUUGAAUCCCUGUGACUUUAUUCCUACAGAUUUGUUUUCAUCUUUAUUGUUAUGUUUAGCCUUUUUACAGUUAUUUUCAUCAGUACCAGAAACAUUUAACUUUUCUAAUGCCCUUUUCUUGCCAGCUUCUGUGCCCUUUGUAUUAUUUGGAUCGAUUUUUGGUAUUCCGCCACUUUGCUUUACUAAUUUUAUUGCUUUGGAUUUUGCUAUCACUGCAGCCUUUUGUCCAUAAGAAAUAUUCAGGUCCAUUUUACCACUGCCUUUGAGUCCUCCAAGCAUUGGUGAAUUAACAAUUUGUUCUGCAGGGCCUGCUUUAUUAAUAUGUUGUGGACUCGAAUUCAAAGUGAUUAGCUUGUUCAAUCUUUCACAGUCACUUGUCCUUUGUAAUUUAGGACUAUGUAAUAUAUUACCCAUUUUAUUUAAAGGACCUGCCCCUAGUGGUGCUUUGUUUGUCAUUAAAUUAUCACCUUCAGACUUAUAAGAGUCACUUAAUUUCAUUAGUCUAUUCUGGUCUCUUUCCUUUACCAUUUUAUUGUUGGUUUGAGUUAAGGCUGAAUAAGAUUUCCCAUCAUUAAUGACAGUACUUUUUCCAAGUACUUUAUUUUGUAAAUUAACCAGUCCUUUGCCCAUUGUAGAAGAUUGCAAUUCUUGUCUCCUGGAAUAUUUUUGGUGUUCUUGUUUUACAUGAUAAAUGCAAUACUCACACUGUUUUACAUUGACAAAUAAUGUACAAGGUUUUCCAUUAUUUUUUUUACUCUUACAAACGCCUAAAUCUUUAGAUUUGCCCAAAACUACGACUCUGUCAGGGUUUCCAACACUGAGACAUGCUUGAUCGUUACUACUUUGAGAUUUAUCUAAAACAUUUGGAUUCAAAACUGCAACAACUGUUCCUUCGGGUGUUUUCCACAAGUCAUUAUAAGCUUUUCUAAAUAAAAAUAUGGAGACAGUUUUCAAAUCAUCUCUUAGAUCGCUCAGUGUCCAAAUUACAAAUUGGUUCCCUUUUUGUGACUUUUUUGUUGUGCUUUUCCUUACAAUGACACCAGCUAUAACCCAAUCUUUAGGCAAAUCUUCAUUCUCAACAUGCCGUUUCACCUGCCACACGCUAAUUGCCUUACGACCCUGCAUACGAUCCAGAAGAGCAGUACUUGACAUAAGUGGUUUAAUAAUGCGAAUACCGAAAACUGGGUCUGUGUAUACGUCUGAACAUUGCGGUUUCUGUUCUGGGACACAAAAGGUAUUCUUAACAUCUUCCUCUGUUACUGCCGGUUUCUUUUUAAAUGAACUGCUACGCUCAACUUUUGCACUGUCAAAGUUGCUCUGAUGGAGUCUCGUUUCGAUUUCUAUUUUCUUAUUCAAAUUUUCCUCUGCCAUGUAAUCAAGAGACUUUUUCACAUUAGAACCAUAAUCGUCGUACUUGCGUUCAGUAUAAUUACGCCUUUCUUCGUCAUCUGAAGAAUCUGUGUCACCAUUAUGGACAACAGAAGCACUGAUGGAUUCUGCUGCAAUAUCAGUUGUAGUCUCAGUUUCGCUGCAUUUGACUUCGAAAAUGUUUAUUUCACUGACGAUUUUUCUAUCAGUCUCUUGUGACCGUGAUAUGUGAUUAAUUUCCUCCAUGGUAAAAUAGACAAUGAGUAUUUAUUUCUGAGUGAAAAGAAAAUACUGUGAUUAAUAGCUGUAAGUAAAGUAAAAAAUUGAUUAGAUUACUUCAUUCAGUGAUAAGAUAUGUCAAGCGAGUGAUAAAGUGCACAAAUGCUUUAACAGUUAGAAGCGAAAACUGAUAUUGACAAGACGUGUGUUUUUUUAUACACAAAAACUCAUCUAACCACAAACUAAGCGUAUAGAAGUUAGCUUCAUUAUCGGCGUCAACUCGCUGCGUGGCUCCAUUGUUAUGCCACAGGACGCGAACAUUGCCAUAUUGAACACUAUCACACGUAAAACAAUCACCUGGCCACAAACUAAGCACAACAACAACACAGUAAACAACUUCUGGGGCACAAGCCUUCCGUACGGAUCGUAUAGGGAGAUUGAGCCACACCACGCCCGCUUUAUGAGGAUUGGAAAGUUGCAUCUGCAUCAUUCACUAGUACUUGAUCAACUAAUGACUGCAGAUGCAACUUUCCAAAACACAGAGGAGUUUGAGAUGUACAUUUUUAGUCACCCAGCCUAUGACCGGCCAUUGCGAAAGUUUCUUAACUUACCCUCAGCUUAACGUCUUUUUUAGGGUUCCAUAGUCCUGACAAGGAACCCUUAUUGUUUCGUCAUGUCCGUUUGUCCGUCCGAAGUUUUGCUUGGUGACUGUUGGCACUAGAGAGCUGCAAAUCGUCUGAUCCCACUCGAUGAGAAGUAAUUUCCGUUUCAUCUUACUAUUCUAGAGUAAAAAAGGCACACCUGUGAUUAUUUACUAUUGAAGUGAGACUACUCUUCGCGCGGGGUGUAAAAUGGAAAAAAUGAAAAUGCGUCACGAGUGUCACACGACUAUAUAUAGGAUGUGUGAGUGAGUGGGAUGCGUGCGUGAGUGGCGAAGGCUGAAACGCUACGAGCGUCACACGCGACAAUAUAACUAGAUAUUGUAUGAGAGGCGUGUGCAGCUCCAUUCCCCUAUGCAUUAUGCACCGCCUAAUGUUAGGUUAUUUAAGAAGUUUCCCUUCAACUCCUUGCGCAUUCUGUCUACCACCUUUUUUUGUGACGCAGGCAAAAACUCUGUUUACAGACGACGGCACAUUUAAGAGGCACACCACCGAACGGACCUCACACCUGGCUCCCGCAAACCUUACAGUGGCUGCCCACUGAGG
This is a messenger RNA of Chilo suppressalis (striped riceborer), 7575 nucleotides long. The record is from the annotation of a GenBank genome assembly. NCBI's taxonomy places the organism in Eukaryota, Metazoa, Arthropoda, Insecta, Lepidoptera, Crambidae.